UGAUCACCGUAUAUCCUUCUCUCUGAACGAUCUCCACUGAUGCCAUUUCUUUCCUUUUGUUAUCAUUAUUAUUUGUGACGAGCGAGCAUAUUUCUGAACCACAUUCCAGCAGCAGCAGCUCUGGUUUUUGGGAGUUUAUUCCUUGCGUAACAUAAUCUUGGUGUGUCUGCCCCUCCUUGUUCCUGCGAGCCGAGGGAGCAGCCGCGACACCAUCCACCCCCAUCGCCUUCCUCCCUCCUCCUUUUCUUCCGUCAUUCUGCACGGACAGCCGAGCUGAGCGCGGCUCGCCUCGUYAUGUUUACGAAGCGCGGCGUGGAGAAAACCACCGCCGUCCCACUGGAAUGAUCCGACACGGAAUCCCCCUCCCUCCCUCGCCUCCAUCCCCUGCCGGACCCGGACUUGGACCUGUGCGUAAAAACGCGAGACGGCAUCAGCCAGAUACCCGCUGUGCGGUGAUUUGAUCAGAGGAUCGUCUCCUCUUCUUCUUUUUCUCCUGCACGACGCUCCCCAUUACAUACGGAGAUAAUCCAUCUCUUUUUGAAAAAAAUAAAAACUAAACAAAACAAACAACAACAAAAGAAAACAGCUCCUGUUGGAAUUCUAGAGGAGCAGGGACGUAAAGAAGAGCAUGGAGGCCCUGCUGUCUGUGCUGAAGAGCCACCCGGGCSCCGGGGUGCUGGUCUGCUCUCUGCUGUUCAGGGUGGCCCACCAGCUGCUGCAGAGGCUGCCCGUCCCCACGGUGGUCCGUCAGGACGCCUUCCGCUCCUGGAAGUGGAAGAACCUGUCCCUGUCAAUGGUGCACUCGGUGCUGACUGGGACCUGGGCUCUGACCUGCGCGGUGAUCUGGCCCGAGACGCUCAGCAACAUCCACAAGUUUCACACCUCUCUGUCCUACCUGCUCAUCUGCGUCUCCACAGGUUACUUUGUGCACGAUGCAGGCGAUAUCAUUCUGACRGGACACGGCAGAGGAUCAUGGGAGUUCCUACUCCAUCACGCGAUGGUGAUCUGGUGUUUCCUGUACGCCCUCUACACCCAGCUCUUCAUUGCCGGUGCUUUGAUCGCCCUCUUCGUGGAGGUCAACAGCAUCACCCUGCACUUGCGGCUGAUGCUGAGGCUGGCCAACGCUCAGUCCUCCUCCAUGUACCACAUCAACAAAAUCGCCAACCUCUUCACCUACGUCAUGUUUCGCCUCGGCACCCAGUUCUACCUCACCUGGUACAUCGUCCACAACUACUCCUGGCUGGACCAUGGCGGAUACUUCCUCGUCACCAUCAUGAUGAUGAAUAUCAUGAUGGUGAUCUAUUUCUAUCGUUUGCUCCGCACGGACUUCUUUCCCCGAAGCAAGAGGUACGUGGGACAGAACGGCACGCACAACAACAACUCCAAGAAGUUUCUCAGCGACUGACCAGGGGGAGUGGCUCACUGGACUACCCCAUGUAUUUAAUGUAAGACUGAAAGUUUACAGAUUUUUUUGUGUUUUCAUACUAACAUAUGCUUGUGAUACCAGAUUCACUGCCAAAGAAUAAGCUCCCCAAAACACGUAGACUUUUUCGGGUGCUGCUUUUUCACAGAAAUUUUAAAGUAGGAAAUUUUAACUAAAUUCAACAGAAGUCUAAGUGAAAACUGACAAAUCCUUGAAAUUGUACAAGUUUUGGCGUAAUGGACAAUGUUUUAUUCGCUGAAAUACCUAGAAGGUUUCUUCGAUGUUUUGUAAAAAUGUGAUCAGCAUUUCUCUUGAUCACUUUUCAACUGAAGGUUAAAAUGUAAGUUUGGAAGGACUCAAGCUUUGGGCCUUUAGACCAAUUUUUUUGACCAUCUCAUAUAAAGCAUAAAGUAACUACAUAAUAAAAUAUACAGAGUCGACUGGGUAGUGAUAGCAAUGAGUGGGAUUUAAUAUUAAAUUCUGUAUCAAACUGUGUAUAAGCACUGUGUGCUAAUAAUUUGCAUGGAUACAUAAGAAGUAGGGGAAGCUUGGCUUUAUGGAAUGUGAUUCUUAAAUUGACAUACUCAACAUUAAUGGAAAGAUAAUAACAAGCAGUGUGAAGUAAAUAGAUUUUGGUCUGUUUUGUUUUCUUGUGAGCAGUGAUUCUUUUUAAAAAGUGAUCCACUAACGGUUAUGAAGAAGUGACAAAAACCACCUUUAAAGUUAUUGAUUGUUUGAUAAUGUAAUGCUUGUAAAAUGCAUUCAUUAGUCUUAUUUAACAAUGAAAAGAAUGAUGACCAUCCCAUGUCUGUAAGCUAAAUAUAAAGAAUAUGCCACAGAUCUUUCCUUUGUACUAAUAUUAAAGCUGGGACUAGUUGGGAUGACAGCAAUAGAAUAAGAAUACAAACAACUUGUACCGCCUAGUUUUCAAUGGAAACAUACCAACGAGAGAAAACAAAUUAAUAAAAAUGAAUUAUGUUAAGUAAUGAGCUUUAGAGAUGUCCAUAAAUGUUGCCAGUUUGCCCUCUCAACAAUUAAUUUGUCUGCUAUUCUAGGGUUUGUAGGAGUAUUUUAAUAUUUAAAAUCAAAUCUAAACAGUUAAAAUGUUAGAAAUACCUUGUUUACACAGUUGUAUAUUAGGGAUAUUAAUGUUGAAGUUCUGUGACACUCAAGUAUUGCUCAAAACAUAAAAAGUGGCCCUAACAACUUCGACCUGAGUGACUAUUGUAGCCUAUCAGUGAGUGAAUGAAACGCAGUUAGCAUAGCCCACAUGAGAUUACAGAAUUAAUGGUUGUUAACUUUAAAAAAAAUCCAAUUAUUGAUUUUAUAAUAAUCUUUGUUUUAAUUUUAAUAAAAGUGUUGCAUUCCUGACAUUUUUUUUCUUAUUCAUUCCCAGCCUAAAUGCUACAAGCUAGCUGCCUAUUUAGCUUACAAACAUGAGAAUGGUACUGAUAGUUUCAUUAAAAUCUCUCUCGACAUCAACAUUUUAUUAUAACUAAAGCAAAAAAAAGAAAAGAAAAGAAAAGAAAAAGGAAGUUAAAUACAUUUAAGUACAGUUACAAUUUACCUUCAUGGGUGCCAGGUGGAUUUUCUUAUUUAAUGUGAUGUUGCUAAUGUUUUGAGUCAGGUUGACUGUUGUCUGCUACUUUAAAUGGGCACUGGAUACAAACGAGGUACUGAAAUUAUUUGUAACUUUCUAUUAUUUGCUGCCAGAAUGCUAACAUCUUGUGGUAAUGUUACACUUGUCCAUUGAAGUAUAUGUUAAGAAUAKUUCAGUAUGUAUUUGAAAUGGGUAAUCGCGUUUCGUCUAUUGCUUUUUGUACAGCACACUCACUAUAUGGUAUGUUGCAAUAUAUUUUACAUCUGCAUGGGGAAAAGUGUUUUUUUUUGUAGGGGUUUUUGACUAAUGUUGACACUUGGAAUUUUCUGAAUUUGCAUUUUAAUAUUGUAUAAUUAUGUGAACCAAUCCCUCUGUCUCUAUGAAGCCAUGUCUCCAGGUAUGGCUGAAGAGAUGCUGGAGYGGACAGAGUUGUUCAUGACCAAUUGAACUGCUAACGUGCUAUGAUGCAUGAUUAUUUUUGGUCCUUCUUUGACUCUUUGAUCAAAUCUGUUUCUUUCUGACUCCAGUGGAGCUGAAACCGGAUCUUUCUGCCAUCUGUUCACAAGGAACAAUAACCCUGAAAAUAAUCCUUCACACCGAGCAGGCAGCAGCACAAUCGUGUGGUCAGACACUGUGUAUCUCUUUUGCUGGUUUGGUUAAUAGCGACACUUUGGAGAUGAUCAACGUAUAAAUAUUGAACCUGAUUGACAUAUGUCUCUUUCUCUUAUUUCCUCAGAAAUGGAUGUAAAACACUUUGUAAAUAUUUGUCCUCAAGUGCACAUUCCUUUAGAUCUUUUUGUUUUUUUCAUUUUUAAAGAUGUACGUGUUUGUUGGCUCUAAGUGGACUUGAUCAUUCCAUAAGUCAUAACUGCUGAUGACAGUAAAAUUUUACUGACAAGUUUAUUCCUCAGACACAACAUUAGACGCCCUCCAGUCUUCCUCGUUGAAGACUGGAGGUCAGUCUUGCUCCAUGGAAGACUGGAGAGAAACAUGGACAAGUUUGUACCCUGAGACAUUAGCAAUAUAACCUUUGAUUUAUUUCCRAAAAGGCAUGAGGACAUUGCAAGUGCUAAAUCAUCAGGGCAUAACAAAACAAGCCCCCUCUAACUCUCUUUACCAAUAGUUAAUAGUCAUAAUGUUGUGGCUGAUYGAUGUAAACUUCAUUUUAUAUUUCAACCACCGCCAAGAAAAAAGGCAUAGACGGAGCUGAUGUGCGCCUGACCUUUGCUGUUGUGCCUUCGCACCAAAGUGCCUUUUGAACAUAAGCAGAGACUACAAUAACUCUGAGUUUCCCUCACAAUGAAGGGAAGGCGUUACAACAGUUAUUUCAAUUGAUCAUGAGCACAAUAAUCUAAAUGACUCUUGUAUURAAAGUGUCUUUCGAAUCAUUGAGUGAAUAAAAAAGCGUUUAAUAUCA
Messenger RNA from Poecilia reticulata (guppy), 4440 nucleotides. It is a transcript of the gene tlcd1, whose product is annotated as TLC domain containing 1. NCBI's taxonomy places the organism in Eukaryota, Metazoa, Chordata, Actinopteri, Cyprinodontiformes, Poeciliidae. The record is from RefSeq and is a predicted model, not a curated record. Gene Ontology annotation, cellular component: plasma membrane. Gene Ontology annotation, biological process: regulation of membrane lipid distribution; plasma membrane organization; membrane assembly.